Truncatella angustata is the source of this 1101-nucleotide messenger RNA. Its product is annotated as ankyrin repeat-containing domain protein. NCBI's taxonomy places the organism in Eukaryota, Fungi, Ascomycota, Sordariomycetes, Amphisphaeriales, Sporocadaceae. The record is from RefSeq and is a predicted model, not a curated record. Gene Ontology annotation, biological process: RNA processing. Gene Ontology annotation, molecular function: RNA binding; protein binding; RNA nuclease activity. Bases 239 to 1003 code for a protein of 254 amino acids. The transcript is spliced from 2 exons.
CAACGCGCUACAGGCUGCUUCGUUUGGAGGACACAAAGAGAUCGUACAGACGUUGAUAGAUGCUGAGGCUGAUGUCAAUGCUCAGGGCGGCUACUUUGGCAACGCGCUACAGGCUGCUUCGUCUGGAGGACACAAAGAGAUCGUUAAGCUGCUUCUUGGGAAAGGGGCCGAGCUGAGUGUCAUUAACAAGGAUGGAGACACGCCGCUUCAUGAUGCUAUAUCUGGCGGACAUACCGAAAUGGUCAAACUGCUCAUCGAAAAUGCUGGUGACCUAAACAUAACAAACAAUCGCGGGGAUACGCCUUUGAACAGUGCUUCAAGGAGCGGAUAUGUUGAAGUUGUUAAAGUGCUCCUUGAGAAAGGUGGUGACUUAUCGGUUCCCGAUAAUAACGGAUUCACGCCACUUAAUAAUGCUUCAUAUAAUGGACACGUGGAAGUUGUAUACCUGCUUGUCAAGAAUGGCGCCGACCCAAUGAUCACAGAAAAUAACGGAUGGGCUCCCCUUAGUAUCGCUUCAAGCAGAGGCUAUAUCGCAGUGGUCAAGGCUCUAAUUUCCGCGGAAAAGUGUAAGAUCAAUGGUUGUGAUGACAAUGGGCUUACUGCUCUAGCAUGGGCUGCUAAAAGAGGUUAUGUGGAGAUUGUUGACAUGCUGGUCAAAAGAGGUGCAAACACUUCAAUUUCAGAUUUGCAAGGGGCCACAUGUAUCAAUCUGGCAGCUAAAGAAGGACACCUUGAUGUGGUCAAAAAGUUGCUUGAUCACGGUUGCGAAUGGAAUAUGCCUAAUGAUUCUGGAUCAGAUGCUCUUCAGUUGGCUAUUCUUGGAGGACAUUCUCACGUAGAGGCACAUCUACUCACAAUCGGAGCUGAAACCCCAAACGAUGUUUAUGGUUUGCCGCUUUAUUUGGAGAAUGAAUAUGGAGACAAUUUGUUGGCUAUGUCCGAUGAAUCAAAGUUACAAAGAAUUUGGAGGACGAGUCCUCAUGACUGUUGCGCCUGGAAUUAAGUCGUGCAAAGGUCUUACAAUUGUCCAUAUUGGUGGUAAAGAAAUAGAUGUUGUGGUUUUCGAAGUAGGAGACGGUCGUGAGAGGUAGCCGAUUUCUG